Molecule: messenger RNA, 2115 nt
Organism: Naegleria lovaniensis
Lineage: Eukaryota; Heterolobosea; Eutetramitea; Acrasida; Naegleriidae
Exons: 1
Coding region: 1-2115 (704 amino acids)
Source: RefSeq, a predicted model, not a curated record
AUGUUUAAUUUUCUUUUUGCAUCAUCCAAACAUGACCUCUCCGAUGAAUCCAUUAAACAUCUACUCAAAAUAACCCGAGAAUUUUUAAAUAAUACAUCUACAGAUCCAACGCUCAAGCUUGACUUGUUAAAAGAAAUUGUAAAUUCAUUGCAAUCCAUUCAACAGAUUAUUGAACGUCAAGCCUCCUCCGUUCAAUGCAAAACGAAAAUUUUCGGAAUUUUGGAAAUGGAUGCAGAUCUAAUCGAAGCUGAAAUUGCUUCAUUAAAGUAUUCAAAUCAUGCUUUGCAAAAAACGACAAUUAUGGAAAAGAUGGCACAACUUGGCGAAUUGUUUUUUCGGAUCAUUUGGAAGUACAGAGCAGAUUUGGUUGUACAAUGUUUGUCCGACAAUCCACUGACAUUGGAUGGUUUACUCAAACGCAGCGUUUUGAAAUCUGUACUUUCCAUAUCCUUUCAUGUAUUACUACAGGCUACCUCACAAAUGAUGACCAGAGGUUCAAACAAGGAGGAGCAAAUAUUGAAAACGCUGCAAGAACGUGCAAGAACAAUAAUUUUGGAUAUUGUCUUAUUUCAUGAAAGUUUGGAAUGGAUCAGUGGAACAACAACUUCAAACAACUUGAGAAUGGAGACUAAACUUGAAGAGCUCACAAAGAAAAAUACACAAGGACAACGAUACUCAUUGGAUUUAAUGGCACUAUGUAUGCAUCAUUGGAGACAACAAUGUAAAUCAUCGUGCAAUGUAUUUAUUUCUCACAGGUUUUUAUCCCUUCAUAUGGAAAAUAUUAUUUUAUUAUUUUCAAGAGUUGAAAGGAAGCAUUUCAGAGAUUCAGUACUUUUCAGCAUUUCGAGUCUGGGUAGUAUCAAUCUUAACAAGUUCCAAGUGGUACAGGAUACAAAUAUUCUUUUUAAAUGGGUUUGCACAUGUUCGUUAAUAUGUUGCUUUAAGAACAAUGUAUCCAUCUCGAUGGAUUUUUGUAAUGUUUUAAUUUCCAAAUUUACUGACACGGAACCCCUACAGGAGAGUUCAAUUUUGUUGGAAUAUAUUGUGUCACGCAUUGAAAAACUAUAUGAAAUAAUUAUUCCUACACAAGACUAUAAUAAUUCCAAGCUAACAUACAUUGACAACCUAUUAAUUUUACAACAUUAUCCCUUUGACUUGUUAAUAACCAUCGAAAAAGGUAAUUCUUUCGAGAUUAUUUUAGGAAUUGACCUGAUUGUCAAAACAUUGCUGUUGAAUGAGUUAAACCUUAAGGACAACCAAUGGGUUUCCAGAGCAAUGCAGUUUAUUACACAAUUUAACUUGCAAGAAGCAGUUGUUGAGAUUCUAACACGUUGCAUGAUAGAAAUAGGCCAUGAAAUUCCUCCGAAAACGUCACUGCGUUCCUUUCGAGCGUACUAUUCAAUCAUUUUACACUGUUCAGAGAUGGAAAUUGAUAAAUUCCAGGUCAUUGUUCCAAAGCUCCUGGAAACCAUAGACACUAUGAUUCAUGAAGGAAAAACCAUUAACAGAACAGCAUGUGACCGAUUACAAAAUGUGUCAGAUUUUUCAUUACUUGUCAAAUCAUGCCUUGACAUGUUUUGCAACUGUAUGAAUGACAUUUAUCCUGCUCGUUCUAGAAUUUUACUGUCCAUCAUGAGUUACUCGCUGGCCCAAUACAUGACACCGUUCCAGUUCCAGCGAGAUGGCUCUGAAAUUAUUUACAAACAAUUACUGCUCUUAAGCCAGUUUGGUCAUGUAUUGUUCCCACCAAGCAUUUUUCUCCAGCAUAAUACCACCUAUCCAUCAUUGAUGUUAUUGCAUAGGUUUUUCAACUUUCUCAUUCUGAGACAACCAUUCACCCGAGAGGCCAUGAAUGUUGAUUUCUUUCGACUGUGUUCAGAAUUUGGAUUUCAGGAGAUGGUAGACAGCUUUUUGAAACAAUUGGCGUUUAUUGACAAUAUUCAAAAUGGAAGGAAUUUUGAUUGGCCCAUGAAAAAAGUCAAUGGUUGGAAUGAAGUGUUGUAUGCGAAUGUGAUUCGAAAGUUUAAGGAUCAACUUGUGAAAGCCCAAGCUUUACAUCUACUUGUGGAUGUAGAAAUUCUUUUUACUGAUUCAUUUGUCCAUGAAAUCGAAUGA